This is a messenger RNA of Closterium sp. Yama58-4, 1032 nucleotides long. NCBI's taxonomy places the organism in Eukaryota, Viridiplantae, Streptophyta, Zygnematophyceae, Desmidiales, Closteriaceae. The record is from the annotation of a GenBank genome assembly.
AUGGAGUUCCAACCUCUCUUAAUCCCCCCUCCCCACUUCCCAGCAGCCUCAGGCAUCAUGGCGCUGCACGGCUCUGGGUUUGGUGUGAAGUGGGGCGUGUGGUAUGCUACUGUAUGGUAUGCUACUGUAUGGUAUGCUACUGUAUGGUAUGCUACUGUAUGGUAUGCUACUGUAUGGUAUGCUACUGUAUGGUAUGCUACUGUAUGGUAUGCUACUGUAUGGUAUGCUACUGUAUGGUAUGCUACUGUAUGGUAUGCUAGUGUAUGGUAUGCUACCGAAUGGUGUGCUACUGUAUGGUAUGAUACUGUAUGGUAUGCUACUGUAUGGUAUGCUACUGUAUGGUAUGCUACUGUAUGGUAUGCUACUGUAUGGUAUGCUACUGUAUGGUAUGCUACUGGAUGGUAUGCUACUUUAUGGUAUGCUAUUGUAUGGUAUGCUACCGAAUGGUAUGCUACUGUAUGGUAUGCUACUGUAUGGUAUGAUACUGUAUGGUAUGCUACUGUAUGGUAUGCUACUGUAUGGUAUGCUACUGUAUGGUAUGCUACUGUAUGGUAUGCUACUGUAUGGUAUGCUACUGUAUGGUAUGCUACUGUAUGGUAUGCUACUGUAUGGUAUGCUAGUGCUACUGUAGGACAUGCUACUGUAUGGUAUGCUACUGAAUGGUGUGCUACUGUAUGGUAUGUUACUGUAUGGUAUGCUACUGUAUGGUAUGCUACUUUAUGGUAUGAUACUGUAUGGUAUGCUACUGUAUGGUAUGUUACUGUAUGGUAUGCUACUGUAUGGUAUGCUACUGUAUGGUAUGCUACUGUAUGGUAUGCUACUGUAUGGUAUGCUACGUAUGCUACUGUAUGGUAUGCUACCGUAGCGUAUGCUACUUUAUGGUAUGAUACUGUAUGGUAUGCUACUGUAUGGUAUGCUACUGUAUGGUAUGCAACCGUAUGGUAUGGUACUGUAUGGUAUGCUACUGUAUGGUAUGCUACUGUAUGGUAUGUUACUGUAUGGUAUGUUACUGUAUGGUAUGCUACUGUAUGA